Dracunculus medinensis (Guinea worm) is the source of this 678-nucleotide messenger RNA. The record is from the annotation of a GenBank genome assembly. NCBI's taxonomy places the organism in Eukaryota, Metazoa, Nematoda, Chromadorea, Rhabditida, Dracunculidae.
AUGGUUUCUUUUAUUCAGGGACUUCGUAGUAGGGAAAUCGGACGUAAUCCAAAAGAUGUGAAAGGUCACUAUGGAUGCGUUAAUGCUGUUGAAUUUUCUAACAGUGAAGAAUUGUGUGCGAGCGGUGGUGAUGACUGUGGCGUUUUGCUUUGGCGAGUUAGCGAUUUACAAACAGUUGAAGCACCAAAACCAGUUGCAACAAUGUCCGAGUUCCAUACCUCGAAUAUAUUCGCUCUCAUAGCCACAGAUAUAUGUUAUCUUUUUAGAGAAUUUCUGCGACUGCUACCUCCAUCGGAUCUGCUUCAAAGAGAUUCAGCCAUGUACGCUAGGUGGAAUGAUGCAGGUAAUGGAAUAUUCGCUACUCGGAGUCACUUUAGUCCGGUUUAUUAUGAUUUACAGCUUGAAAAUGGAAAUUAUGUUAACUUUGAUGAUCCAGGCUACAAAAAUGUAUGCACCGUGAAAUCAUGUUCAUUUAUUACGCAAGAUCUGGUUAUGACUGGAUCUGAUGAUUGGAAUAUUUAUAUCUGGAAGAUUCCUGCCGAAAGAGAAAAUUCAGCAUAUAAAAUAUUGAAGGGUCAUCGUUCAAUAGUUAAUCAUUGUCGAUAUAGCUCGAUUAAUAAAUUGAUAAUAUCUUCUGGCGUUGAAAAAAUUAUUAAGGUUAGCCCAAUCUUUUAUUGA